This is a messenger RNA of Alternaria alternata, 3615 nucleotides long. RefSeq lists its product as hypothetical. Gene Ontology annotation, molecular function: structural constituent of nuclear pore. Bases 1 to 3615 code for a protein of 1204 amino acids. The record is from RefSeq and is a predicted model, not a curated record. NCBI's taxonomy places the organism in Eukaryota, Fungi, Ascomycota, Dothideomycetes, Pleosporales, Pleosporaceae. Gene Ontology annotation, cellular component: nuclear pore. The transcript is spliced from 3 exons.
AUGGUUCAAAACGGAGGCACAUGUCUCUACAAAGAGGCGCGAUUGAACAUCGAACCCGCCUAUCCUGGCUCGACAAUCGUAUUUUCGAUACCAACACACGCUCCUUUCGGGAUCCGAGGUACGGUGAAGCGCAGUCUUAUCACAGAGCACUAUGCAGACAAAGACGAGGAGGCCUUCACGAGGCGUCAUCUAGCCACGGAUGGAUCCAUGUUCUUUCGGCAACACCAUGCAUACCCGCGAAGCUUCCUCUGGCGGGUGCUGGACAACAGAAAGAUGUUGGAGAUACAGUCCACCGACUUGGACCACGACUUUGCCGACAAGUUCGAGGCCAACCUCGCGCUCCUCUUCCAGUUCCCCGCCGAGAUUCGACCCUUUUGCGUCGCCUUCGCUGAGCCCGCUGACCGAAACGCAUUGAGCGUCUUCGUAAUCACGACGAACAACGAGCUCUAUACCAUGACUCUACACCGCGACUUCUUCUCCACUCCCGCAGCCUCGGAGCAGGAACCCGAGACGUGGUGUAAGAGGUUCGAGCCGGCCCUCUUCAGCGGGCGCAUACCCUACAGAUUGGUCGCCGAAAGCGCAGAGGAGCUACUCGUAACACUUGAUGAUGGGGCCAUCUGCCGUCUGAUUUGGGACAAGGCCAACAACACGUGGGACGGGGCGCGGUACCAGCAGAGUAACUGGUCGGUACGCGGUCUUCUGUCAUGGAAAGCGCAGCCCACAGUCAGGUUUGAAAACGCAGACUUUGCUGUAUCAGCCGCCGCUGCGGUCGCGAUAUCACCGAACAAGCAACACAUCCUCUCAGUGUGUUUGGAUCACUCGAUAAGGGCGUGGAACAUUGCGUCGGGCAAGCCAGGUGCUCACGUUGACCUUUUGGGCGCCGACGACUUUGCACUAGAAAAGUCACAAGCUUCAUACUCGAUUGGACCUUCGCAGUCGAUGCUCAUGACUGUUGUGGACGGUCUUGGGGGGCCGGGAGGCGCAGAGUAUCAUAUCGUCACCUACUCUCCGAAGCAACAUCAAUUCAAGUUCUGGGGCGUGCGGGACGCGGACGACCAGGACCAUGGAUUCUACGAUGCUGCGCAGGACUCGGAGCUCAUUCCGCCGAUUGACGAACUGAUGAACACGACUGUAUGGACACUAGAGGAAUUCCACGUAAUCCCAGGACCUGGGUGGAGGGGCUCGGAGAUCUGGAUACGCGCUAGGUCAGGACCGAGCAGUAAAGUCUACUCAUUGAAAUUCGACCUCACUGAUUUUGCCGACCAACGAACACAAACUUGGAAGAGCGAUUGGGUGUCUGUUGAUUCAGGCCCAUUGACCGUCGAGGCACUAAAGAUGAAUCCUGCGAAUCCUAGCGAGCGAGAGUUGGAGCCUGACGAGGAGGUCUCUGAUCAAUGGAUUGACUUCCUGUUCUAUCCCGGACGGUUCACGAUUGCGACGUUGGAGACGGCGCUGCUCAUCUGCAAAAGAGGUUCAGAGCGGGUGCGGUCAAGUCGAUCGUCGAAUCGGGGCAGCUUGAAAGAGCGUCUAAGCGCCACUAUUGUCACCCUCGCGGUCGAGCACAGUCCGCAAACAGAAGAUCUUAGCAAAGCCAUAAUAGCAGAGUGGCAGGCUUACUGGAGUCUGGUAAAGGAUCUACAUAAGCGGAGGGGAGAAUCGCUAUCACUCGUUUACGACCGAGCUACCGACCGGCCGUGGCUAGUGUUGAGCGACCACCUCUCUGCGAUUAGGAAUUGCAGCGAGUCAGAAGUCACUACACUCAACGCAGCUGCCAUCUCAAGCCAGCGCGUGCUGAGCAAACCCCUACGGCAAACCCUGGAUACUUCGGAGUCUCGCGAUGUGGCACGUUUGUUGAACGCCGCAGCUUCCUUCCGUCAACGACUGCCAUCUUUUGUCCAGCAACAAGUACAACGCCACAUGGAGAUGGACCUACUACAGAGCCGGAACAUCACAAUCUUGGAUCGCAUGGAAUGGAUCGAGGUCAACAGCGAACUCUCCCAGCAUGUGACUGACGAGGAUGUCACCGUCCUUGUCGAAGAGCUUGGUAUGGAAGUGAAGGACUUGGGCACUGAGACAUUUCUCCGAGCUAUCAAGAAGCUGGACUAUGAACACGAUGGCCGACCUCAGUCGAGAAAGCAAAUCGCAAGAUAUGGGCUGAGUGCGCUAUCUUCAGUCUCCAAGGAAACGCUUGAGAAUGACCACAAUGCCCUAUUGGACUUGCUUGUGCUGCUGUUGUUCAUGUUCAUCGAGCUGGAGGGAGAAACACAUGAUGAGUGGGAUGCAUCUGAAGUCUUUGCAGAACUUUUGCUUCGAUACAAGGAUUGCAUGGUGGUGUCCUGGUUAGCUCGCACAGUGUGGGCUCACCAGUCUAUGACGGGUCAAGCGUCAGAGCAACUGUAUCGCAUGUUAGGCGAGACGUACAAGACCCAGAAGCUACCUAUCACCCAGACAGUCCUCGAGGGCAUCUACGGACUGCGCGCCUUUGAGGUCUUGCUACCAAAGGAUACGAAGGCGGGUCUACUCACCCACUGGAGCCGGGGCUGGUUGUCUUUCAUCUUUAGGGAACACGACUUUGAGAAUGUCGUGGAGGACAUUAUGGGGUUCCUUCUAGCACAGCAAGAGUACGACCUCGCUAUGGACUUUUCCAAGUUCCUUCCUGAAGGUCAUUGGGCCUCUUAUCUAAAGGGGCGCAUGCACCUUGCACUCGGUGAGAGUGCGCUCGCGUCUUUGUGCUUCCAAAAGCCUGCAUAUACCAUGGCCCUCGGUCCAAUGUUCGAUGUCGCGGAAGAAGACACAGCAGGCCUGGUAUCAGAAGUCGAGCGAAACUCGUUUUCCGAAGGCCUAGCACGCUACUACAGUCACGUCAUCGGCCUGUUCGAGAAGGCCAAGGCAUACUCCUACGUCGCGGAUUUUGCCAAACUCGGUCUGCGAUGUUUGAUGGGCCAGGAAGAUGAGGAGCUCAAGACGGAUCUGCUCCAACGGCUCUUCACCGCUUCAAUACAAACAGCUAGAUUCCAUGAUGCGUACUCUGCGUUGAUCAGGCAUAGCGACACAGCCUUGAAAACAUCUGAUCUUCAAACUCUCAUCACAACCAUGGUCACGGCCUCGCAAACUCCCACCCUCCUCACGUUCCCAUUUGUCGGCCUCUCCGACGCCGUCGACACCAUCCUCACCUCUCUCUGCCAAAAGACACUCAACCUUGCUUCCGGACCGCCGUACCAUCAAAUCCUCUACUCGUUCCGCAUCAGCCGAAACAACUUCCGCGGCGCAGCGUCUAUCCUGCACGAGCGGCUGCAACGUCUCAAGACGACCAGUAGCAAGAUCCACGACCCGGCUGAUGAAAGCUUGGCGCAGAUUUACCUCAUGAUUAUCAAUACCUUGUCGGCGGUCAGUAAAGAGGAUGCGUACAUAUUGGCUGAGCAGAGGAUGGAAAGUAGUGGUGCAGGAGGGGGGUUGAAUUGGGGGAUUGGACAGGGCAAGAAGUUGCUCAAGAGGCAGAUUGUUACGCUGGAUACGCUGAGGAAGGAGUAUCAGGAGGAGUUGGAUCGGGUGGCGGCGAUUGAGAGUGGGCAGUUUCCUUUUGUGGAGACGGAGGAUGGGAUGGACAUCUUGUAG